Messenger RNA from Propithecus coquereli (Coquerel's sifaka), 2741 nucleotides. RefSeq names its product solute carrier family 39, member 11 (gene SLC39A11). NCBI's taxonomy places the organism in Eukaryota, Metazoa, Chordata, Mammalia, Primates, Indriidae. Gene Ontology annotation, biological process: zinc ion transmembrane transport. The record is from RefSeq and is a predicted model, not a curated record. Gene Ontology annotation, molecular function: zinc ion transmembrane transporter activity. Gene Ontology annotation, cellular component: membrane. The transcript has 10 exons. Bases 115 to 1122 code for a protein of 335 amino acids.
ACGUGUGCGGGAGGGAAGCAGGAAGUGACUGCGGGAGCGGAGCCGGCGCGCGAGCGGCCGCGGGGCUGAUGGAAGUGCAGUGGGGGCUGGAGAGGGCACCCUAUCGUAUCCAGCAUGCUCCAAGGCCACAGCUCUGUGUCCCAGGCCUUGCUGGGAACCUUCUUCACCUGGGGGAUGACGGCAGCUGGGGCGGCUCUCGUGUUCGUAUUCUCUAGUGGACAGAGGCGGAUCUUAGAUGGAAGUCUUGGCUUUGCUGCAGGGGUCAUGUUAGCAGCUUCCUAUUGGUCUCUCCUGGCCCCAGCGGUUGAGAUGGCCACGUCCUCGGGGGGCUUUGGCGCCUUUGCCUUCUUCCCAGUGGCUGUCGGCUUCACCCUCGGAGCUGCUUUCGUCUACCUGGCUGACCUCCUGAUGCCGCACCUGGGUGCAGCAGAAGACCCCCAGACGGCCCUGGCACUGAACUUUGACUCUGCAUUGCUGAAGAAGAAGUCUGAUCCCGAGGGUCCCACGCUUCUCUUCCCUGAGAGUGAACUUUCCAUCCGGAUAGACAAGAGUGAGAACGGUGAGGCGUAUCAGAGGAAGAAGGUGGCAGCCGCCGGCCUUCCGGAGAGCCCCGCCCCGCCCGUGCCUUCUCGAGGGAACCCCGCGCAGCCCGGCGGCGGCAGCUGGAGAAGGAUUGCGCUGCUCAUCUUGGCCAUCACCAUACACAACGUUCCAGAGGGCCUUGCUGUCGGAGUCGGAUUCGGGGCUAUAGAAAAGACGGCAUCCGCCACCUUUGAGAGUGCCAGGAAUUUGGCCGUUGGAAUCGGAAUCCAGAAUUUCCCCGAGGGCCUGGCGGUCAGUCUCCCCUUGAGAGGGGCGGGCUUCUCCACCUGGAGAGCCUUCUGGUACGGGCAGCUGAGUGGCAUGGUGGAGCCCCUAGCCGGGGUCUUUGGUGCCUUUGCCGUGGCGCUGGCCGAGCCCAUCCUGCCCUAUGCACUGGCCUUUGCUGCUGGCGCCAUGAUCUACGUGGUCAUGGACGACAUCAUCCCUGAAGCCCAGAUCAGUGGUAACGGGAAACUGGCAUCCUGGGCCUCCAUCCUGGGAUUCGUGGUGAUGAUGUCACUGGACGUCGGCCUGGGCUAGGGCUGAGAUGCUUCAGCCCCCAGAAAGACAGCACGAGGAGGCCUCCAUGGUUGGCUUCUAUGGGACCACAAAUCUCUUCCUUCACAUUAAAACAUUUUUCCUUUCUCUCCUCAUCUCAUUAUCCUGAUUAACUCUGAUUAUACUGUGACGGUUUUUACUUUGCUUUCGAGGGAAAUAUUGCUUUUCUUUGAAAUUUCAAGGUGUCGUGGAAUUACAAAUUUUUGUUUUGGCCACUGAAUGAAAUCCUUCUUCAGUGGGAUUAUCGAGAACAUAAAGAUCAGGGAAAUCUCUGCUUUGGAACCUUCAGUCUCCCUCACUGGACUCGUUGACAACUUCUCACCUACUGAAGCAAGCUACCAAGAGAAGUCUCCCAAGUGCUUUGGCCGAGGGACUCCGAGCCAAAUGGCAGCUCAUCCCUCAUCUGCCCAUCCUGUCCCUUCCCUGCUGAUCCUCUGCCCACCCAGAACACCAGAACCGAACAUCAUGAACGUGGCAACCUACUUUCCAAGACCCAGCCAGCCCAAAGAGGAAUACACCUUCCUCUCCCUCCCCCAGGGGAGAUACCGCCUGGGAGGGGGACACGGACAAAGGGAAGGAAAUCAGUCGUCUUUUUUUUGUUUUUUCCUAAGGCAAAGAUUGCCAUUAUUGAAGUUAAGGGAAUGCAGCCAACUGUGAACACACAGGGAGUCCUGUGAAAAGCCAACAGAGUGUGGCUUUGAUAGGAGGUGUCCUCUGCUCUCAGUGGAUUCCAAGAGCAAAGUGGUUUGUCAUGGUUUCCAAAUCCCCUAGGCAUUUAUUUUGAUAAGUGUAUAGCCUUCAUUUUUCUAAGAGACAUGGGAACACCAGCAAACUGCUAGAGCUCAAACUCUUCAUGUACUCAUGGAGGGAGCCACUUAAGUUAAGCAAAUGAAAGACAUUUGGAAUCCGCAAUGGAUCCUUCCCUGUUGACCGUCUGGUAACAUGUAACCUGACCAAGAACCCUUGAGCUUCAGCAGGCUCUGCUGGAGUCUAAGCUUAGGAUGGAAAAGGAAGAAGGGUAGGAAAAGAAACAAUAUUUUUACAUUCCCCUUUAAGGUAAAUUUUAGCCAACUUGUCAUUCUGAAAUGACUCUAAAAAAUGACUUGAACCAGACUAGAAGCCACCCUCCUCCUUUAUACACAUAGCUUUUCUUCCAACCAGGGUGAUGACCUGUCUCCUUCAGACACAGCUAAGGCCAGCCAUCCUCACUGGUCAAAGCAGCACAUGGGGCCUUGCUGGGCUCUGCUGAGAAGGCGGGCAGCCCCAGAGCCAGGUAUGCAGGCGUCGUGUAGUCAGCGCCUGCCCUCUGAGUUUACAUGUUCAGUUGCUUCCAAGGGUGAAUCUCCUGCUCUGCGAAUGCUCUAGGACCCCAAAGGCCAACCCUGGGCUGGGUCUAUGUAUGUUCUUCUGAAGCACUGAUGAUCAAAAUUGAAGACACGUUCAGAGGUUUGAUUGGUCGAGAUUAACUAGUUUGGUGGUGUAUGUGUAUGUUUUAAUUUUUAUGUCCUUGUAUGUAGCUCCACAUAAUGCAGAUUGUGCUUUCUGAUGGACGAGACCUCAUAACUGUGAUAAAUAUCAAUAAAGGGGAUAUUGUUGUGGAU